Salvia splendens (bonfire salvia) is the source of this 2887-nucleotide messenger RNA. RefSeq names its product F-box protein SKIP24. Gene Ontology annotation, molecular function: protein binding. Bases 171 to 875 code for a protein of 234 amino acids. NCBI's taxonomy places the organism in Eukaryota, Viridiplantae, Streptophyta, Magnoliopsida, Lamiales, Lamiaceae. The transcript has 5 exons. The record is from RefSeq and is a predicted model, not a curated record.
GAAUCAAUUGCCUACGCAUGCAUUUCUUGAAACCAUUUAGAACAUAGUGAAGGCGGUGGCCCACAUAAUAAAAUUUGGGCCUAAUUUCGUUGAAUCAAUUUAGCUCAAUUGGGAAUUCUUCUGUUAAGGUUGAGCAAAGGCGAAAAGGGUUGUGGAGGAGCUAGAACAAGAUGUCGAUGCUGCCAGACGAUUUGUGGAGAAGCAUUAUGCAGAUUGGUGUUGAAACCAAAACUCUUGAUUACAAGAGUUUGUGCUGCCUCUCCAUCACCUGCCGCCGAUUUCGCCGACUCGCCUUUGAAGAUUCUCUCUGGUCGCCUCUUCUUCUCUCCGAUUUCCCUUCCACCACCAAUAAUUCCAUUUCCAGGGGCAAGGCCAAGAACCUCUACCAAAUUAGGUAUGAGAAGGAGAGAGAUAAAAAGCGGCUAGCACACAGAAGAGCUGUUCUUAGAAUCGAGAGCGAAAUAGCUGUGCAUUUGAGGAAAAUUCGGGAGAUAAAGCUCCGGUCUUUGGAGGAGAAGAGGAAGAUGAAUGAGGCAGUUGGUGAGCUUCUCAAUCUGCAUAGGAUAAGGGGAGCUUCUGUUGCACUAAAUGUUUGGCAGCCAGAAAUGAUUCGUAGCAGACAAAGGGAGAUGGUUCAGCAGACCAAUGUGCCUGUUCAUGUUCGGAUCAAUGCUCUUGAGAUGGAGGUUAGCCUUUGCAAGCAACAAAUUGCAGCAUUUGAUCGUGCCAUUCAAUUCCAGAAAAAAAAGCGUCGUGCAGCUGAAGAAGAGCUGGAUUCUGUGAAAUACCAUCCACUCCAAAAUCUUCAGAACACUAGUGGUCAUUCAAGUGGAUGCCGAGUUAGAAGUAAAAGAUUGAAAGGUACCUCAGACUGAUUAAAAUAUAGCAUUUCUUUCGAAUUCCGGUUAUUAAGGGAAGUCUCAGGUCAGGUUCUGUCCGGAUAUGGUUUUGAGAACAUGUUUGAAGGGUAGGCUGUUAUUAAGGGAAGUCGAAGGAAACAAGUUAUUGUAUUUUAUUAGUAGAGCUCUUAACUACGAGAAAUGUGUAAUAUUGAAAUUACUAAAUCUUUUAAUGAACUUUUAGUUGGUAAAAUACAUUUCACCUCCUUAACCAAUAGCUCAGAGAUUUGAAUGAUUGAGUUGGGGUGUCUCAAUUCCAGCUGCAGCUUAUAUGAUCUGGCCCGUUUGAAACUACUCCAUAUAUAUUCUGGUAAUCCUCACAAUAUAAAAAGAAAAAAACCCAUUAAACAGACUGGAUUGUAGCCAAAAGAAAGCAAGUGUAGGUAGAGCCGUAGAGCAGAAAGCGAUUGGUGAAGUUCUCAUUGAUGUCUGUCUAUAUAUGACGAAGUGGAAUAAAGUUAAAAUGUGGUUCCAGGUUACUCAAAUCUAAAAAUGUGGAAUGGGUCAGAUCUAGGAACAUUGAAAUACACGGCCAAGUUAUUGUUAGACCCACAUUUGUACAAACCCAAAUUUCGUAAUCUACAUUAUUGAGUUUGUUCUUUCCAACUUUUAAAUCGACAUGUAAUUUUACAACCUUGAUGUUAGCUAUUUGCAUAAUAUUUAUUCUUUAGUGUAUUUGAUACAUAGAAGCCUUGUUGUAUCGGUUUAUAGUUUGAUACAUAAAAAUUAUAGUACAUAUUUUAACUUCACUUCAUUGUUAUAGCAUUUCUUAGUUUAAGUAUCUUACCUAGAACUUGAGAUACUUGGACUUGAUUUUUGGCAUUUAGGUGUGGUGUGGUUCCUUGUGUUGUGAUACUAUUGAUGUUCCCAAAUUUUUGGAACAAAAGUUAGAAACAUUAUUAUUUUCAUCAUGGGUCGUUGCAGAAUCUAAUAUCUAAGAAAACCUAAGCCCUAAUUUGUGAUUGAGAAAAACUUCUGUGGGGCAUGCUUACAUUGUGGGCGUCAAUGUUUGUAAGUCGUCCGAUAUAUCGCGAUAUAUCGCCUGUAUCGGUAGGCCAAGGGUCGAUACACACCCAGAUGCGACUUAGGCGACUAACAUUCGAGUCGUCCGAUAUAUUGCGCGACUCGACCGAUUAGUCGCCUGAUCGAGUCGAGGACGACUUAAUGGGCUUCACUCCAGAUUGGGCCAGGCGGACAGGUAGGUGUCUAUUCAGCCCAUUAGGGUUUCUUUAUACAUCCCCCACACCCCCUCCCCACGUCCUCCUCCUCCAGAACUGCAGCCGCCGCCGACGCUCCCUCCACCUCCAGAAACUGAAGAACGCCGCCGCCUCUCCUGGACACGCCUCCGGCCUGCCUCAUCCGCCGCCUCUCCUCAUUCAGGAUGAACUCUAGUUCCGGAGAUGAACAGCAUUGAUCCAUCCCAGAAGCUCUCCACCACCUUGCCAGAUUGGAGGCAAGUUAAAGCCGGCGACCCGCCAGCUCACAAAUCUCAAUCCAGAACAGACCACCAUCUCGCCAGUGUAGUGUGCAAUUCCCGAACAUGAUCGGCGAGUCGCCAAGAGUGUAAAAUGUCAGCAGAUUCUGGGACAGUUUUGGAAGCAGUUUCCCACCAGAAAGUAGAGGAAAACGGGAGAGAGAAGUUGGGACAACAGUUUUGGAGUUGGUUUUUGAUAGAAGUUGACGGCUGGUGGGCUUUAAAGGGGGAGGAAAAGAAAAUAAAAAAGAGGAAGAGGAGGGUUUUGGGAGACAGAAUAUCAGAGUAAGAAAGAAGGAAGAGGAGGGAGGGAGGGAGGAAGGAGAAGUGAUCAACAAUCCAAACUCCAUCAUGCCGGAGAUCAUCCAUCCAUCAUCUAGAGUUGGAGAACACCAUGGAGUUCACGGUUCACGGUUCUUUGUAAUUCAUUUUAGUAUGUGUGGCUAGGUCUUCAAUGUUGCUCCUAAUUUGUGAAAGAGAAUUAUUUAGCAUUAAUAUAUGAUCUUUAUCUAUA